UGAAUCACAGUUGCUCACCACUAAUAGGCCGGCGAAAAAAAUUGUCUGCAAAUAUUAUUUUCCGUGUAGCUUCAUCCAACGGGGACACCGAAUGCAGCCAUGACCAAGCCGUCGCGCGCACCUUGUUCCCUGGCGCUACUGGCGCUGCUUGUCGCCCCUUUUGCAGUUCUUGCCCAAGAGGAUAAUCCCAGGGAGCCGGACUACAUGAAACGGGAGCACAGUCUAGUGCGUCCAUUCCAAGGCGUUGGCGUGAUACUGCCCCACUGGGACUUUCUGGGCAACACGAUGGUGACCAGCAACUAUAUAAGACUGACGCCCGACUUGCAGUCCAAGAGCGGCGCCCUUUGGAACUACUCGCCCGUGAUGACGCGCAAUUGGGAGUUGCAUGUUGGUUUCAAGGUGCACGGCAAGGGUACUGAACUCUUCGGCGACGGCUUUGCCAUUUGGUACACCAAGGAGCGGAUGAAGACAGGCCCGGUCUUUGGCAGCAAAGAUCACUUCUCCGGGCUGGCCAUCAUCUUAGACACCUACAGCAACCACAAUGGCCCACACAAUCACCAACAUCCAUAUCUCAGUGCCAUGGUUAACAAUGGCAGCUGGAGCUACGACCACGACCGCGACGGAACUCACACUCAGUUAGCCGGCUGCGAAGUUCGCUUCCGUAAUGUGGACUAUGAGACGUUAGUUAGCAUUCGAUACGAGAACGACAUUCUGUCGGUGUCUACAGAUCUGGAGAACCGCAACGAAUGGAAGAGCUGCUUUGUCGUCGCUAACGUGGAGCUGCCCACGGGCUACCACUUUGGCAUGUCGGCUACGACGGGUGAUCUGUCCGACAAUCACGACAUCCACAGCUUCAAGUUCUACGACCUGGACUCCAACCCAAAUCACGAUGAGAUUAUCCGACGCACCAAUAUCAUACCGAAUGCCAAGACUUUCGAGCCACCUCGUGAGCACAAGGAGGAUCCCAAGCCGGGCAUGUCUAACGCCAAAAUCUUCUUCAUCCUCCUGUUCGUGGUAGUCGUGGCGGCAGCAGUGGCCAUCUUUGCUAUCUCCUAUUUCAAGGAUCGCAAUUCUCGAAAACGUUUCUACUGAGCGCUCUAGCGUCUGGUGCUAGUUCGUCAAAGCAUCAUGUUAGGAGUAUCCCGGACCUCAGUUUAUCCCAACUUUUAUUUAUACAACGACUGUACCCCAUUCCUUAUGAUCCUUUUAGUUUCCUUAAUGUUUACGUGUGCAGUUUUUCUUGAGAGGGUAGACAUAAUAUUACACGGGUUAAAGAGUUAAAUUUAAGUGCAAAUUUUUAAUCUGAACUAUAGGAAAAUUGAGACCGUGAAAAUAUUAUUGCAUAGACAAGACUAAAAGCCACCAAACAAA
Drosophila rhopaloa is the source of this 1371-nucleotide messenger RNA. RefSeq names its product vesicular integral-membrane protein VIP36. Bases 100 to 1092 code for a protein of 330 amino acids. Gene Ontology annotation, biological process: endoplasmic reticulum to Golgi vesicle-mediated transport; endoplasmic reticulum organization; Golgi organization. Gene Ontology annotation, cellular component: endoplasmic reticulum-Golgi intermediate compartment; COPII-coated ER to Golgi transport vesicle; endoplasmic reticulum membrane. NCBI's taxonomy places the organism in Eukaryota, Metazoa, Arthropoda, Insecta, Diptera, Drosophilidae. The record is from RefSeq and is a predicted model, not a curated record. The transcript is spliced from 5 exons. Gene Ontology annotation, molecular function: D-mannose binding.